CACGUGACACGGUCCGGUCUAAUGUUGUGAAAGCUGCAGGGAAGGAAGGACAGCACCAUGAUGAUGAGCCAAUGAAGCAGACCGGGGCGCGCUUUCUCCCUCCAAACCAGCCAUCAAUCCCGCAUCGAUCCCCGCCCUGUUUGUCCCAGAGCUCUGGGCAGACCUGCCCUAUUGCCGCCGCGACCUUCCUCGUCCUCCCUCCAGCCGACGCCACCGUGGGAGGCAGGCUUGGGCAGGAGAGCCAUGACAUCACCCCUCCUGCAUGCAAAGGCACAAAGGCGAGAAGCAGCUGCAGGAGGACGGUGAGGAUGAUGUUGCAGAGCUGGCCAAGGAGACCCGGCGUGGCUGCUGCUCACGCUGCUCUCGCUUUCCUUUUCCUUUUCCUCUUCCUCCUCCGCCUCUAACUAAGCCUCCGGCUCGCCGCCUGCUUCUCCCCCCGAUGCAGACGCCGGCCCUGGCUGCGCCCGUGCUCGUUGGGGGAACCGGGAUCCAGCGACGCCCUCGCCGCGCAGCAUGCCCUGGGGGGUUGGCUUCGCCUCGUCCAGGUCGUGCGUGGUGGAUCUCAGCCGGAACCAGAGCCUCUGGUGCGCGGGCUCCGAAGAGCGCUUCUCCUUUUAUGGGGAGAUCAUCGCUUUCCCUCUGCAGGAUUACGGCGGGGUCAUGGCCGGGCUGGGGUCCGAUUCGUGGUGGAAGAAAACCCUCUAUCUGACCGGGGGAGCCUUGCUCGCCGCCGCCGCCUACCUGCUCCACGAGCUCCUGGCCAUCAGGAAAGAGCAAGAGGUUGAUUCAAAAGAUGCUAUUAUACUGCAUCAGUUUUCAAGGCCAAACAAUGGUAUUCCGAGUUUAUCUCCUUUCUGUUUGAAAAUGGAGACUUACUUAAGGAUGGCUGAUUUGCCCUACCAGAACUACUUUGAUGGAAAACUUUCCCCUCAAGGGAAAAUGCCGUGGAUUGAAUACAAUUGCAAAAAAGUGUCCGGCACAGAAUUCAUUAUUGAUUUUCUGGAAGAGAAGCUUGGAGUCAAUUUAAACAAACAUCUUGGCCCGCAUGAAAGAGCUGUUUCUAGAGCUGUUACAAAAAUGGUGGAGGAGCACUUUUACUGGACCUUAGCAUAUUGCCAGUGGGUGGACAAUCUCCAUGAGACUCAGAAGAUGCUUUCCUUUACUGGUCCUUUUAGUGACCUGCUGAAGUGGAUUCUCUGCCAUAUAACGAAAGGAAUAGUGAAGCGGGAAAUGUACGGCCACGGCAUCGGCCGCUUCUCUGAGGAAGAGAUCUACAAGCUGAUGGAGAAAGACAUGCGCUCUCUGGCGGGUCUUCUGGGUGAUAAGAAGUACAUCAUGGGGCCCAAACUUUCCACUUUAGAUGCUACAGUCUUUGGACAUCUAGCACAGGCAAUGUGGACGCUGCCAGGAACUAGGCCGGAGAGACUAAUUAAAGGAGAACUGAUUAACCUUGCUAUGUACUGUGAGAGAAUAAGGAGGAAAUUUUGGCCAGAAUGGCACCAUGAUGAUGACAACACUCUGUAUGAGUCAGAAGAAAGCAGUGAAGCAAGUAAGACUCACCCGUUGCAGGACUUCAGUUUUUACUCAAGGACAGAAACAUUUGACGAUGAGGGAACCGAGAAUAGUUUUUCGCGAACACCUGACACCGAUUACACGGGACAUUCCCUCUUCGAUUCUGAUGUGGACAUGGAUGACUACACAGAUCAUGAACAAUGCAAGUGAUGUGUCUACAAAGCGCUUCUCCGUCUUUUAUCAGAAAUGCCACCACCUCCUGGGAAUCCUGCCAAUUGGCCCAGGUUCUAAAGAGACCCAAAUUGGUUGGGAUGUGAGACAAUGUUGCUUUAUGCCAUUCAUGUGGAUCUUUUCAGCAUUUUUAUUUUUUUUAGAACAUUCCACUGGAUUCUAGAGAAACCAUUUUUAAUUCUGUUUAACAAGGUGGUAUAGUUGACAAGGAAGGUAAUGUGUGGGGACGAGACCCCCCCCCUUUUUAAAGAAGAACAUUCCAGAAUGAUAUGCAGAAACCAUCCAUAGGCCAAAAGGAAGUAUUGAGAAAGGCUGAUGUUUGAGCUGAUUUCUUCCCAGAGACAGGCUUGGUGGAGGGAGGAAAGAGGGGUCAUUAGGACUUCAUUUCUCGUCUCUACAUAGAUUGUGGAAAUGGUUGACUGAAGUAAACACACUGAGGGAUUAUAACAUUAUCUCCACCCUGUGCCCCUGUGUCUUCCAUAAGUUUGGGUGUGCCAAGUGACUGCAUUUCCUCUGUGCACCCAUAUCGGGAAGGUUCAUCUGGUCCCCAGUUUCACAGAGAAACAGCCAACAGAGACAAAAAGAAUGAGGGGUAGUUGUUUUUGCAUUCAAAAUCCCACCAAUUGUUUCCCAUCUGACACAUCAGCUUGGCAAUUUAUUUAUUUAUAUUGUAACUUUUUUUUUUAAAGGGGUCAGUGCACCAAUUUUUCUCUUCAGCCUUAUGGAUAAAGCCCACUGCCAACAUUUCACCACACUUUUGUGUGACUGAGAAGCAGAAGCCAAGUUCAGGUUAUGCAGAUGGAGAGGUGAGCUAUGCACAGAGAAGCAGAACUGAUUUUUGAGGACUUGAAUUGUUGGAGGUCAAAAGAAGAGGUUUAGCCUUCACCCAAAUAUCUUCCUUUACACUUAAAAAAACACAACCACCCUUUCUCUACUACAUAAAUGAAUACUUGGUUUUCUCUCCUCUCCAUCUCUGAAUGAGAGGUCUAUUUCUCACUAGCUAGGAUCCUACAGUGUGUUGCAGCUUUCACUGAUGUCCUCCAGGUAUACACGUCUUCCUUACACACACAACAAUAGGCUUUCUGCUAGUACUUAAUAAUCUUCCCAAGGAGCUUUUAGCAGCUCUUAGGUGGAGCAUGCCACAAACAUCUAACAUCCAGAACAUGGUGGUGUGCUGCAGAUGUUUGCAAAGGCAACUGAUUUUAUUACAGGACAGGAUUCUGAAAGGAAAGGCACUUGGGGCACCAGCUUCUGGGAUUAUAUAUAUAAGUAUUUAUACUCCCCUGUUCAACCCUAAAUGAAUUUCCAGAGCUCUGACUCCAGCUGAGUCCUGCACUUGGAGCAGUCUGUCUGUCAGCAAGAUGUAUUCGAAGCUACUCUUUUGCCCAUUAUUAACCAUCUCCCACUUCUUGUGGCUCCAUCAGUGUUUGGGUCUUGAUGUUAAACAAUUGUCAGUGUAUAAGCAAACUAAUGGAGAUGGAAAGAAAAUGGUUUCUCUCUUUUCUCCCCACCCAAAGAGAAUGCAACCUUACACAGACUGGGCUACUGUAGGGAAGGUAUAUUGGAAUAUGCAGACUAAUUUUUAUCGUUUUCAGGGUGCUUUGGGGUUCCCAUUGAGCCAGAUAACUUGAGCUAUAUGAUUCAGCCCCAAAUGCAUAUCCAGAUGUAAUUAUAUCCAUCUUCAUAGUGAGCUGCUCAGCCAGGAUACAAGUGUCCUUGCAACAGGAAGCAAGAUAUGAAACCUCCAGAGAUAAACUGGGAUACACUGAAUCAGCGUGCCUGGUCUAACGAAUAUGUACUUAUCAUAGAUCUUCUAAUUUUCUGGUUCCUGGAAUUUUCUUAGUUGCUAUGUGGCCUAUUCCUUCUUUGAAAUGUAGUUUAUGAGAACAGUAGCUACUCUCAUUUUCCAUAAAAAAAAUGUUCAUAGGCUAUCCUCUUUAAGGUCCCAACACUUAGCUGAUGCCUUUCUACAAAGAGAAACAAAAACACUAUGGAAUGUUUGAUGGGAGGUUAACAAGGCCUCUGCUUUACUUUUGCUGGUUCCAAAUAUGCCUGAAAAGACAGAGAAGUUGGUAGCAGCAGCAAAAAUUCAUUGUGCCUUGUCUGUAACGAUGAUAUUUGGUGAUGGAUGCCAACUGAGGCCUUAAGUCUUGUGAGCUAGGGAAAUCUUGUUGACCUCUCGGCUUCCUCUGAACUUCUGUGGCUUUCCAAAGGACCAGACACCCAACUAAACACAGGGUUGAAUGUCUUUAUUUGUAUUUAUUUAUUCCCAUAUCCUGCUCUUCUUCUUCUUCGUUUUAACUGCUCCCAGUGUGGCUUCCAAUCCAUAUAAAAACAGUCCAACUUAAAAUCCUCAUCAGUACAAAUCACUCCCCAAGUGUACCAUGGUGGCUGGUGCUGAAAACCACUUAAUAAAUCCCCAGAUAAGCAGAAGAAUACCAUGAUGGUUGAUGGUAUUGAAAGGUGCUUUGAGCCCCUUCUGGAACAGCUGGGGCUGGAGUUGUCUCUGCCAAGUUUUUAGUGGCUUGGAAGUGUCUGAAUGUGAAUGGGGCAGGAUUUUCUAGACGGUGCAUGUGAUCACUCUGCUCCUAAGCUCCAUUUGCUCUGUUUGUUCAUAUUUAUUAAUAUAUUGGUUGCUUUUCUGUGUCAAAACACACUCAAACAACUUAACACUAUGACAUAUAGAUAAUGUAAAAUUAUUGAAACCUAUACUUGGAUAAACAUAGAUGGCUAGAUAUGUUAACAAUUAAAAAGCAAAGCAAGAACUUGCAACAACAAUAAAAUGCACCAACAUCCAUAAAACCAAGCUCUGUAAGUAAUCUUAAUUGGGGAGUGCUUUCAGGUCCCCACCCCACUGUUGCGCUUUCCACAGCAGACCACAGGGAAUCACAGAAGUGCUUCACAGAGAUAACAGUGGUUUCCACCCCUGCAACAAAAACAUCUCAAACAACCACAUACUUUCUGGUCUCCAAAAUCAUAGCACUUUGGGCAUGCCCUUAGAAAGCAUAUUCAAUAUGAUUGUCUCCUCUUUUGAAUAUAGGGUCAUACAAAGAUUGUACAUUCUUCUCUUUAAUGGCUUGAAUGAGAAAUCACUGCACUGGUGCAAAUGUGUUUGAAAAUAAUUGGACCUGUGUUUGGGUUGUGUCCAGUUGUGUUUCUCAGUUGAUGGUCAGACUCCCAUCAGUGGAAUGGAGAGGGAAGCAAUUUUGGGUCAUUCUGCCUCUCACUGCACCCCCUCCUAAUAUUGUGUAAAUGUAUUUGAGGUGUUGGUGCUAACGUAUAAGUCCCUAUACGGCUCAGGUCCAGGUUAGUUGGGAGACUGCUUUAUCUCUUAUACACCCAAUAGACAGGGGCCUCCCCUCCCCUUCUUCUGCUUACUGGGAUCACACACCUGCCAGGGUGGCUUCCAACUAGAUCUUGCAGAACUUUUGUGAGAUCUCACCAGAAACCACCACUGUGCAACCCUGGUGGCAGAAGUGGGCAAGGGCGCCCAUGGGGACAGCGCUAGGAAUGGAUUCCACCACCCAAAGCAGCUGCUUCAGUUGGCCUCAUGAGCAGACACUUCCAGUAGAUCAUUGUGGUCUGCUGGAGAGUUUCUUCAGCAAGCUCCCAAGAUCGCAGAAGCCUGCUCUGCACUAUCUCAAAGCAAGGCUUUUUGUGUGCCUGUCCCUGUUCUGUGGGAUAGCAUUCCUGUCAAGUUACUACCUGCACUUUCUGGGAAAUAGUUAAGGACAUUUUUUGUCCCAACAGGGUUUCAAAGCUGGAUAAAUGGGUCUUUACCACAAGUGUCCAUUGUUUGGGUUUUAGUCUUGUUUAAUGUACCUGUUGUCUUUGUGUUUUUAACUGGUUUUAAGGAUCUCUUGUGUAAAUCGCCUUGAGAUGCUGGUUUAGAAGCUGAUUAACAAAUUAAUUGGAAUAUCGAUGAUGAUAAUGAUAGUAAUAUAUCUUCUUCAUAGUGUUGGUGGAGCUUCUAGCACAAUUUUGGAUGACUGCACAAGGGGUGUUAUAAAAAGGAGGUUGAAUUGCUUCUCUCUCCAUUCUGCAAGCCUUCCCAUCACCUGAGCAAUACUGUUGGGUACAACUCUAAGAUGGCUUCGUUUGUUUGCCUGUGAAAAAAUUACUUGAACCUUUUAAACAGUUUCUUUUCCUUCUUUCUGUCUAUCCAAAGAAGCAGCCUUUGGAAACCUUGCAAGGAAGCUACAAAGGACAUGGUGUUAUGUCUGGAACCCAUGAUAUUUUUUAGCUGCAGGGUUUUCUGUCCCCCCCCCCCCAGAAAUGUGUGAAUGUAUUUAUCACAUUGUAUGCCUUUUCUUUCUUAGGAACAACUCAGGUUAUUUGGAAGAAGCUAAGUAGCCUGUGUUCUCCCCUUGGUGAGGCCAAUUGAGUUGCUUGAGUUCAAACUGGAUAAGGCAACUAUGCAUGGACACGCAAACCUUUUGGAUACCAUAAGUAUAUUGAUUUCUAAGAUAUAUAGUUGAAGAUCUUGCUUCUAUUGAAGAAAUAUAGUUACUCCCUUUGCAAAAGAUGUCUGGCAAUGACUGUGACCCUAUAAAAAGUAUUGAAAUUAAAGAGCCAGAUCAUAUUGUAAGUUGUGGUGCUAGGAGAUUGAUUGUUUUUUUGUUUGUUUGUUUUUAAAAAAACAAUUUGAAAUUACUUUUUGGUUAGAUGAGGCAGUACCACACAGAAAUGGGAUACAUGCAAGAUAAGGUUUCAGAUAUCCCUGUUCUUUCCAAGGGAAAAUGUAUUCCACACUUAUACAAAUAGCCAGUUUUUUAAAAAGCUGUUUCUCUGAGAGACAGUAAUGGGUGCAGUCCAAUAAUCUGGUAAGCCAAACCUGGAGAGACUACUUGGCAAAAUAUCAACUAGCUUGCUGUAUAGAUGCACAGUUUUCUUUGAAAAAUGUGAGUAUUCAAAUGCAUCAGGAAAUUUGACAGUUAGGUUUGUCAAAUUGUACAAGUUACAUUGCACCCGAUGACUUCUUCCUUUCUUAAUUUUUGCUGCUUUUUUUGUUAGCACAGAAUGAACAUUGUGGUUGUCAAGUGCCCCCCUUCUCUCUUCAUGGGCCACCAAGACUGCCAAUUUGAGCAUUCCACUCUUGACACCUGUAUCAAGUGGGUAUAGGACAACCUUAACAUUCAAUUCCUCACCCUUCCCUCUGCCACAAAUAGGAAACGAUCUUAAGAAGCAGAUAUGCAUUUGGACCUAAGCAAGCGCAUAUUGCCAAUUUCAGCAGAAGGUGUUUACCCAAAGUUAACUAAUGUGAUUGAGCAACAGCAUGUAUUUCAUGUGUCCUCAUUUCCUUAGAUGUAGCAGAUUGUGGGGGAACAUGCUGUACCAGACAAAAGCAAGACCAGGCAUGCAAGCAGGAGGUCUCAAUGUAUACCUUACUUGUAUCUCUAGUUGACAACCAGUUUGUAGAUUUGUUUGUACUCCACAGAGACAAAAGGGAAAGAUGUGCAGCAUUUAAGAGGUGGCUGUCAUUGAUGGGCCACUACAGGUGAAUACCUAUCUUCUGCUGGUGAAUGAAUCAGUAGAUCAUACAAGCAUAACAUAUUAUUCACCAAAGUGAACAUGGACCUUUAAGGAGUACCUGGGACUACAUAGCAUGGGGUUGUCAACUAAUUGGCAGGCCACAAUACAUGCUCCAUGUUCAGCCUGGGUGGAGUACCAGUUGUGCUGGCCUGGCUAGAUCUUUCACUGAUGAGUCAAUGUUUCAGUUUUGAUACAUUGAAAUGGAUAGUAUAUAACAGGUGCCAUGCUUUCUUUUAUUUCCCUAAAAAUGUCUGAGCUAUUUUGUGUGUGUGUGUGUGUUGGGGUGUGUGUGUGCAGCAGCUAGUCUGCUAUGCCCCCCAAUCAUAACCUUCAGAAGAAGAAGACAGAAUAUUUAUGGCGCCAGGCUUUGAUGAAAAGAGUUGACAUGACUGGGAUAGGAAGGAAGCAGGAUUUUAAAUGGUUUUUGUUUUGUUUUGUUUUUGCCUUGGUGGUGGAAAUGUGUGCAGACCUCUGGCUUGACAGGUUUGAAGGUUUGUGCCGGAGGGUUUCCCUUUGUGUUUUUUUGUUGCUGAUAUUUUGUCAGUGAUACAAUAUGCCUCUCUUGCUAUUCUUUGAUUUUGGCAUCUAGAAGAUGAGUGCUGUGAUUGUGUACUGAGCAGGAGAUAUGAAAUGCAAUGUGUUUCAUGUGUUACUUACUGCUCAGCUUAUAUGGUGCUACCUGCAGAAGUUGUUUUGGCAAGGGAGGGGGAUGUAAAUUAAUAAAUUAGCCCCGUUCUUCAAGCUCAGAAGAGAAAAAGGCCACAUGUGAUGUGGUCUAUAGGUGGUUGCUGUUGGCUAUACAUGGAUGUGACUUGCCUGAUACAAACUGGUGGGCCAAAUGGGAAUGUCUUGACAAGCCAGAUUUGGCUCAGGAGCCAGAGCUUCCUCACUCUGAUCUAAAGCAUGGGUCACCUUCAGAUAUUUCUGGACUAUGAGUCUCAUUCUCCCUGACCAUUGGCUAUGUGGGUUGGGACUGAUGGAAGUUGUAGCCAGCAACAUCUGGAGUGCUACAGCUUAGCCAUCCCUGGCCUAAAGAGAGAGUGUGUACACUGGCCCCUGGACAUAGUUAAAUAUAUAUUUUAGCAAAUGGCGGCACAUUUAUUUAACAAUUUAUAGACCUCUUAAUACCCCUCGAUAGUAUAAAAUAUAAGAAAAUACCAAUAAGUUCAACAGACCUUAAAAGCAAGUAGCCAUCAUAAAAUUAUCAUAAUAUAGAUUAAGAUCAACUGCAUUUGAGGACAAAUAUACAUAAUGAAAUCAUAUGUUUGUGUAGGUUUGCCUGAAUACAAGUUUUUAACAGGCAUGGAAAACACUACAAAUGAAGGCACAAAGAAGCUUAGUUGCAACAGAAUGACUGGAGUUUGUUACCAUGUAGCUUUCUUUUCUCAGUUUGCAAAUGAUCAUUGUAUCAUCUGACCUUGAAACUGGUGUUGCCAUUCAUGUUGCAUAAUAUGUAUGGUUAAGGGAAACUUCACUGCAGGCUAUGCAAUUCCAAUGGCAUGAAAUAAACACGAGAGUGGGAAAUUAACAUGGUACUGCAUAUGCACAUUCUGUCUCCAGACAUCUUGCUACACAAAUUGCAUCUUAUAUCUGGUCCAGCAUAUGUAUAUUACAAAUGAGUGGAUCCCUGAUGGAGUAGUACCAUGUUAUCUGUUCUGUAUAUGUUCACUGGUAAGUCAAGACUUUCUGGUAAUUAGCAGGAUUUGGGUUGCUGUUGCUGUUCAGUUGCUAUUGUUUUUACACUCAUUAAAAAGAUGAAGGGUUCA
Podarcis muralis (Common wall lizard) is the source of this 9041-nucleotide messenger RNA. RefSeq names its product failed axon connections homolog, metaxin like GST domain containing (gene FAXC). Lineage: Eukaryota; Metazoa; Chordata; Lepidosauria; Squamata; Lacertidae. The record is from RefSeq and is a predicted model, not a curated record. Gene Ontology annotation, cellular component: cytoplasm.